AUGUCUCUCCUGAGGGUCCCACAGGAGCCCAGGGCUGACUCCCAGAGCCCAAGUCAGACACCUUUCAUCUUCAUCAGCAGAGGGCAUCGCAUCCUCCCCGUGGCCGCCCUCGCUGCCCAGGCUCUAGCUUCCCAUGCUACCAACAAAUGGGCCAGCCAAGCCCAGAUGGCAGCAUCUCCCCAUCCGGUGUCCGUUGGCCCGACGCCACUUCCAGGAGAUGACCACGAAGCCCAGCACCCACCCUGUUCUGGCCGCCCCCUAUCGUGGCCUCAAAGUCAGGCUUGCCCUUUUUACACCCUGGCCCAGGAGACCUCCAGGAGAACCUCCAGCCAGGCUCCAGGGGAUGUUCCCACCCCUCCUCCCCAGUGCCAAGGCCACAUGGACAAGGAAGGUCUAUGCACACAGGGUUCCUCGUUCAGCUGGCUUCUCCGGAUGCUGAAUGAUGGGAUCUGUCUCGGGCUCACCCUGCGCCUGUGGGACAUGUAUUUGCUGGAAGGGGAACAGAUGUUGAUGCCGAUAACAAGCACUGCCUUUAAGGUUCAGAGGAGCCUCUAUGAAGAAACUAACAAGGAAGCAUGGGGACCUGCCACCCCCAGGGCCCUCAAGGGCACUGGAGGAGCCAGACCCAUUUGUGAGAGCCUCCGCUCCUCCCUGCAAGUACUGACAGCCUCAGAGAGCAGCAGAGGCCCCUCACUCCUGCAGAUUCCUCCAAGGGUGCCAGGACAACAAGCCUUGAGCCAGGGAGACAAGGGAAUCAGUGUCUCAUUAUCUCUACCAUCUCUACCAUCUGGGAGAGGGGGAUGUGGCAGGACAGUCGGGUAA
Molecule: messenger RNA, 822 nt
Organism: Nomascus leucogenys (northern white-cheeked gibbon)
Lineage: Eukaryota; Metazoa; Chordata; Mammalia; Primates; Hylobatidae
Product: putative TBC1 domain family member 29
Exons: 6
Coding region: 1-822 (273 amino acids)
Source: RefSeq, a predicted model, not a curated record